This is a messenger RNA of Geodia barretti, 289 nucleotides long. The record is from the annotation of a GenBank genome assembly. Lineage: Eukaryota; Metazoa; Porifera; Demospongiae; Tetractinellida; Geodiidae.
GCAGACCACACCCAUUCUUCCACAGUUGCUGGGCGUGGCACACUAGCUCGGCCCCCUCAUGAACAAAGUCCUUGUAGUACAAAAGUAUCGCUUCCAGAAGCUCCACCUACAGAACGAGACCACACCCACUGCCACACUCAUUUGUCUCCGCCCACUAACCUGCUCUACCAAUCUCUGAACACUCCACUGAGUCUCCUCACUCACCUGGACAUGUUGGUUACCACAGCAACCCAGUUACCAGGCAACACAGACACACGGAGAGUUGACUUGGAAGAUCAUUGUCUACUGC